Messenger RNA from Esox lucius (northern pike), 5266 nucleotides. RefSeq names its product fms related receptor tyrosine kinase 1 (gene flt1). The coding region runs from base 201 to 4061 and encodes 1286 amino acids. Lineage: Eukaryota; Metazoa; Chordata; Actinopteri; Esociformes; Esocidae. The record is from RefSeq and is a predicted model, not a curated record. Gene Ontology annotation, biological process: protein phosphorylation; positive regulation of kinase activity; vascular endothelial growth factor receptor signaling pathway. Gene Ontology annotation, molecular function: vascular endothelial growth factor receptor activity; ATP binding. Gene Ontology annotation, cellular component: signaling receptor complex; plasma membrane. The transcript has 29 exons.
UGAGCCUACCGGAGUUGAUGCGUGGUGUCCUGUUGCGCAUUCUCCCACGGCUCUCCUCUUUACAAAACCUGUCCUACUCGGAAUCAGUGAAGCGGCAGCGAGGAGUUCGCUAGUGUUGUCUGAAGCUGUCUAUUCUCUGGAGAACAAGGACUAAACUCUAUUAAGCCUGUCUUCAUCUCUUUAGUGCGGCGGGGGAAAACAUGAUUGGCUAUAUGUUCGUGGUUCUUUUGGGAUUUUUGGGCAAUGCGCAGGCAAAGGGCAAAGAGGGCCAGGAGCCUAAGGGCAAGUUCAGCACCCCUGUUCUGGAUUUGAAUAGUCAACAGCAUGUCCUGAAGGCCAACCAGACCCUGACAAUCAACUGCAGGGGUCGAUGGGAGCUUUCGUGGGCUUUACCGGGAAGCUUGGCGAGAGGUCAGGACGGGGUCAAAUUGGAAGAAUCUCGCUGUGGGAAGCAAAGACAGCAUUACUGCAGUCAGCUGACCCUUAGCUCCGCCCAGGCCCGUCACACUGGACAAUACCGGUGUCGGUACCGUCAUCAAACUCACAAGCAGGCAGCGGUCUACAUCUAUGUCACAGACAGCCAGCGGCCAUUUGUGGAAGAGCAGGCUGCGAUCCCAGAUGUGGUGUACAUGAAGGAGGGCAAGCCGCUGGUUUUCCCGUGCAGGGUCACCAAUCCCAACUCCAUCGUCUCAUUGGUCAAGCAGUUCCCUGAUUCCCGUGUGUUGACACCGGACCAGAAGAACAUAGUGUGGAACAGCAGACGAGGCUUUGUCAUCCGCAGUCCCACCUUUUUCUACAUCGGGAUGUUCUCCUGCAAGACCACCCUCAAUGGGAUCACGCACUCCAUCAGUUAUCUCACACACAGACCGGUGAAUAAGAUCAUGGAUGUGUACCUGAACAGCACCAGUCCCCUCCAGACUCUACAGGGGAACAGUCUUACCAUAAACUGUACUGUUACUGCAGAGUGGAACAGCCGAGUAUCCAUCAGAUGGGACUAUCCUGGCAAGGCCAACACCUCAGCCAUUAUCAGCAAGCGGAUCAUGAGCAGUAAAUCCCACAUGGUGUUCUACAGUCUCCUGUCCAUCCCUAAACUCCGCCUCUCUGACAGAGGUCUCUAUAUCUGUCAGGUGUCCAGUGGGCCGGUCAGUCGAGCCACCAAUGUAUCCGUCACAGUCUACGACCAUCCGUUUAUCCGUCUGAAGCCCAGGCAGGGAGCUGUUCUGCAGGCUCAUGCAGGACAGAAGUCCUACCGUCUCUCCCCCAAGUUACGGGCCUUCCCUGCCCCAAAGGUCAUCUGGCUGAAAGACGGGAAGGUGGCCGCGGAGCAGUGUUCCCGUUACCAUGUGGAUGGAAAUUCCCUGGUGAUCCGGGAUGUCGCAGAAGAGGAUGCAGGAAAGUAUAGCAUCCUCGUUGGAAUACAGGAGCACAGACUUUACAAGAACCUCACAUUGUGGCUGGUGGUAAAUGUGAGUCCGAGGAUCGGGGAGAAUGCAGUGUCAGUCCAGGACCCAGGCAGUGUUCCGCGGGGCAGCCGACAAACCCUGCACUGCACCUCCCACGGGGUCCCCCCCCCCCAUAUCGCCUGGCUCUGGCAACCGUGCCCCCCCAAGGGCCUGUGUGUUUGUCCUCCGUCCUCCUCACUGUGGAGCCCCGUGAGUGAGAGGUCCCGUGGCACGUCCACACAAAACCACAUCCUGAGUGUCACUCACAGACAGGAAGUGCUCCAGGGGAAGAAUAAGACCGUGGGUGUUUUGACAGUUGCUGAGGCGCUUGUGUCCGGAGUGUACCGCUGCAUUGCCUCCAACUCUCUGGGCAGGGAUGAACUGGACAUCCCCUUCUAUGUAACAGACAUUCAUGGAGGCUUCAGUGUGAGUCAAAAGGAGGAGCCGAGGGAGGGUGGAGAUCUACACCUCACCUGUGUAGCCAAUAAGCACCUGUAUACCAACUUGUCAUGGCAACAGGUGACAGCCCCAGCAGAGGCCACACCCCCUGGCCCAUUCCUGGGUGGUGAAUUGUCAUCAGGAGAGUUCUCUGACACUCUGAGUCUGUUGCUUAACAACCUGACAGCAGGGGAUUCUGGAACCUACCGCUGCUCCGCCCAUCACCUGCUGACCGGACAGAACACACACCUGGACACACAGGUGACCGUCACAGUACUGGAGGCUCCAGUGCUGUUUCAGAACUUGUCAGACUGCAGCGUAAAUGUCAGCAGCUCCGUGACACUCAGCUGCCCCACCCAUGGCAUACCGAACCCCCUGGUUACGUGGUACAAGGAUCAUCGCACGCUACAACCGGGAUCAGGUAUUGUCAUCGCACAAGGAGGCAGCGCCCUCCACAUUGACCGAAUCACCAUGGAGGACCAGGGCCUCUACACCUGCCAAGCCACCAAUGAGAGAGGCUCUGUGGAAAGCUCUGCCUACAUCUGGGUUCACAACUCCUCAGAGGGCCUGUCUCUGGAGAUCCCUACUCUCGCCUGUACCUGCGUGGUCGCCACUCUGUUCUGGCUGCUGCUCACACUCUUCAUACGCAAACUGAAACAGUCAAACUCAUCGGGAGCCAAGGCAGAGUACCUGUCAAUCGUCCGGGACCCAGGCGAGGGACCAGUGGAGGAGCAGUGUGAUAGGCUACAGUAUGACCCUGGCCAAUGGGAGUUCCCCAGGGACCGCCUUAAACUGGAGAAACCUCUGGGUCGUGGGGCCUUUGGGAAGGUAAUGCAGGCUUCUGCUUUUGGCAUUGACAACUCUACAGGCUGCAGGACUGUGGCUGUCAAGAUGCUUAAAGAGGGCGCCACUCCCAGUGAGCACAAGGCUCUGAUGACUGAACUGAAGAUCCUGAACCACAUAGGACACCACCUAAAUGUGGUCAACCUGCUGGGGGCCUGCACCAAGGCUGGGCCUCUGAUGGUGAUAGUGGAGUACUGUAGCUACGGCAACCUCUCCACCUACCUGAAGACCAAGAGGGAUGUGUUCCUGCUGAACAGGGUGAGUGGAGGAGAGGAGGCAGAAAACAGGUGUCUUGGCAGCGGGAAAAGCAUCAGCUCAGGGUUUGAGGAGGAGAGACAGUUUACAGAGAGGGAGGUCUGCAAGUCUCCUCUGCUUCUGGAGGAUCUCAUCUCCUACAGUUUCCAGGUGGCUCGAGGCAUGGAAUUCCUCGCCUCUCGCAAGUGUAUUCACCGCGACCUGGCGGCCAGGAACAUCCUGCUGUCGGAGAACCAGGUGGUGAAGAUCUGCGACUUCGGUUUGGCCAGGGACCUCUACAAAGACCCCGACUAUGUCCGUAAGGGUGAGGCCAGGCUGCCGUUGAAGUGGAUGUCCCCGGAGUCCAUAUUCGACAAGGUGUUCACCACACAGAGUGACGUUUGGUCCUACGGAGUUCUGCUCUGGGAGAUCUUCUCUCUGGGCGCCUCGCCGUACCCGGGCCUGGACAUCGACGAGGAGUUCUGUCACCGCCUGAAGCAGGGAACACGCAUGCGCCCCCCAGAGUACAGCACCCCAGAAAUAUACAGCAUCAUGCUGGCGUGCUGGGAGACAAACCCUUCAGACCGACCCAAAUUUACUGGCCUGGUGGACACACUUGGGGACCUGCUGGAGGCCCGGGUUCAACAGGAUGGGAAGGACUACAUUCCCCUGGGCACGUUCGUGAGUACAGACAGUGACCCAGGCAGCGGUGAGCAGCAGGAUCACAAAGACCAUCUGGGUUACAUGAACACCAGGAGCACAGCAAAACUCAGGACAUUUGAAGAAUUCCCCCGUAAGGACCUGCCUGGCCCAGACGAGGAACAGUGUGACAGCGGAAUGGUUCUGCCCUCCGAGGAGCUGAAAUGUCUGAGGUUGAACAGCGGAUCCAAGAGCAGGAGCCUCAAAAGGUUCUUCACUGUCAGCAAGUGCCGGGAGAACCUAGUGCCCUGCCUGUGUAAUGAUGUAACUGGUCUCCAUGACGACGAGCCGCCUGUCCACCCGUGUGACUGUGACAAGUUUGGUUCACCUCCACCGGACUACAACUCCGCCUUCCUCUACCCCUCCCCCGCAGACAGCAUCGCUUCACGCCAUCCCUCCCACUGACAUUUGCGUUUUGGUCAGUUAGCGGGACACUCUUGUCCACACUUUCCGUUUUCCUCCCCGACCACCUAUUAGCAAUUACAGCCCAGCCUGGCUGCAACAACCUCUCAGCAGGUUUGUGAGUCGAUGUUUCGAGACAUGUCCUCCAUUGCACAUCUCUGCUCUGGCUCCCAAACCUUUCUGCUUCCCACCACACUGGUUGCUCGACCAGGAAGAGCUAACCGGCGCAUACAAGCUGGGAGUUGUGCUCAUUCCCGGAGAACAACCUGCCACAGGGGGUCACUAGAGCACGAGGCAACACCCAUCCCGCCAACCCAUGAGGACCCCUGGGGAGACACGUUAAGCCCUGACGAGGAGAACGCCUGUAGUUGUACUGUGAGCUUGUGACUAAAGAACAACAGAGUCAUUCUAAAGUACCAUUCACAUUUCCCCAUACAACUCUCUCUACUAAUUCCCACUCUUUAGCAACUUUGUCUGAGUCAUUCUUGACGUUCUUCAUUUUCUCAUCUAUAUAAACAAUUCAAGAUAUAAUUUUCUAUUUUAGUCAUUUAGCUGACACCCUUAUCCAGAGUGACUCACACUACUGAGUGGAUGCAAUUCUGACCUGGUCCCCCAUGGGAAUCAAACCCACAACCUUUGGCAUUGCAAACGCCACUGUCAUACCAACUGAACUCCACCAGGACACCUUGUAUGUCCUGCAUCCAAACUCCUCCUUAAAUGUGAUUCUGAAGUACAACAUGGUUUCCUCAGUUACUUCCUCCUGAGAGCAGCUAAAGACGUUAUCACCUGCACCAGUGUCCACUGACUGCCAUUAAUAUUACAUUUACCAUUACUGCUUAUCGGCAACGUCUACAUGGUUACUCUGAGCUCAGUAGAAGAGGAACCUCUUUGCCGUUGUCUCACAUCAACUGACAGUCAUGUGUAUGCUGGAAGAAUGUAUUCAUAAAAAAAAAAUAUAUAUGUAUUCUUGUUUUACCCAUUUAUUAAUGUAUUCAACCUCAAAGAUAACAGCUAAACCCUAAUGCAGUGUCUGUCAAUGGUCGUCGUGACAACACAGGGUGUAGAACUAUUACCGGGUGUGGAGGGGAAAGACAACCGUUUAGGAUUGACAGCUGGAGUCCUUUGGACUGACUGACAGAAGUAUGUAUUAAAAUAUUAAAAUAAAGAGUUAUACACACUUCAUAUGUUCAAGCAUGAGAGAAACACUA